GCCGCCGUUUGGGCCAGUCGUCUACUUCGCGAGCAUCCGCACACCGAACUUCGUGUAGUGCGCGAAUAUGAAGUGCAUAACUAUUUUUAUGUUGACUUUAACCGUAGCGCUAAAUGUUUUUGGAGCAGAAAUACAAAUCCGUGAUGAACUGCAAGCUGUAGCCGAGCAGAUAUCCAUCCUUAAGACGAUGCAUAAUACCGAUGUGUCCGAUAUGAAAAAGGACAUUGAUGAUCUGAAGCAAGUUUCGGCUAUCCACUCGACCAACAACCAUGAGCGCAACGAGCAUGCUACCCUGCAAUGGGCCAGGCGAUCAAUGGACGAGAUUCGAGUCGAGAUGCGUGAAUUGGAAGAAAGUGUCAAUAACUCCGUGCUCCUUCGUCAGCUUCAUGUCAUCCGAAACGAGUUGAAACAAGCCUUAAUGGAAACCUCAGAUCUGGCCCAACUUGCCCGCACCCAAGAAGCUCGUAUUGACAAAUUGGACAGUGAGGUCGGCCGCAUGAAGUACGAGGGACAACAGAUGAGGACCGUGAUCGCUGAACAACGCACUCACAUCAAUAAACUUUCGAAAGAGGUCAAGGCUAAGCAGAUCGCUGACAUGAAUCUUGAGAAUGAAAUCUUGGAACCAUUUGAGAACCGACCUGGACCCCUCAAGCCUGAGCGUAACCACAAGUACCGUCAUAAUAAGAUGGUCCAUGCCCAGAUUUCUCGGCUUGCUCAUUCUCAAGACCAGAUGGAUGAAUUCCAACAAAGUCUGCAAACCCAGAUCCUUGAUGUCCAGCGCCGAAUGGACCGAUUCGAGGAGCCCAAUUGGAACCUCCUGUCAGCUAAAGUUGAAUUUUUAGAAUUAGAAACCAAGGUCCUGGACGAUCACUUAAAGAACGUAACGCAGAAGGUUUCCGAUUUUGACAAGGUCCAUGCUUCGAUCUUGGAAUUGCGCGAAGAUGUCGAAAGCAUCGAAAACAAAGCUGAUAAAACUAUUCCCGAAUUCCGUAAGGAGAUAUCUAAAUUGGAUGUCAACUUUGCUCAGCUUAACGCGGCUUCGUCCUACUUCAAAGAAGACCAGGAAAAUCUGAGGCAGUCAGUGAAGGCAAUAGCAGUAAGCGUAAGCAACGCAAUCGACAGGGCUGAAAUGGACAGGCUGGUUAUGAAGAAAAUCAACGAAUCUGUGGAGGAACUCGAAGCGCGAUCCCGGCAACACUUCUAUCGGCUCAAUGAUCACAUCUUGAAGAGCGAAGCCAACCAUGACGUGAAUCAAACUGAAAGCAUCCCUCUGCCUGAAUUGAUGGGAGAAGUAAAAGAACUGCAACCUGUAGAGCGUGAAUACGAAGACCUCGUCAACCAACUCCCAAGGGACUGCUCCAGCAUCUCCGGGCCUGCCGGCGUUUACCUUAUCCACCCUGGCCAAGCACCAUUCGACACAUGGUGUGUCAACGGCAGCACCCUGAUUCAACGGCGCUACAACGGAUCUGUGGAGUUCAACCGGAAGUUUUCUGAGUACGUACACGGCUUCGGCGACCCGGCUUCGGAGUAUUGGUUGGGCCUGGAAUCAAUGCACCGGUUGACUGCAGAUAACUGUUCCUCGAUGCGCAUUGACAUGAGCGAUAUUUAUGGAGGAUUCUGGUACGCUGAAUAUGAACAUUUCUAUGUUGGUAGCGCUGACGCUGGAUACACGCUGGAAGUAGGAGGAUUCAAGGGAAAUGCGAGUGAUGCUUUUGAUUACCAGAACCAUAUGGAGUUUUCAGCAAUUGACCGAGACCGCGAUAUCUCGAACACUCACUGCGCCGGAAAUUAUGAAGGAGGAUGGUGGUUUUCGCAUUGCCAGCACGUGAAUAUCAAUGGAAAGUACACUCUCGGUCUGACUUGGUUUGAUUCCGUGCGCAACGAGUGGAUAGCCGUAGCCACGAGCGAGAUGCGCAUGUCUCGCCGGCCUGGUUGCUCUUAAAUAGAUCAGCCAUAAAUUAGAAUUCAUAAUCACGUAGUUAAUUAAUAACGAUUCAUAUAAUUAUUAAUAAUAUUCACUUUCAAUUAUGCCAAAGAUAAAAAAUAAGUAUGGGUAUUUUUAUUUCAUUAGAUCGAUUAGUUUCGUAGACAGUAUUAAUAUUUUUGACGUGUCGUUUUCUUAUUUCAACCUUUAUUUUACCGACUUCAGUUUUGAUACUUAGUUACAUUCCAUUUUGUACUUAUCUGAUUAGUUUUGGUGUGUCAAGGUGUAUUGAGUUUCGGGUGUGUACUUAUAAUUUAAAUUGUCAGGUUAGCCGUAUUCUUAGAGCGUAGAUCAAUCUAACGCCACAUACGGGUCUUUACUCGAAUGUUGACCAGUUCGACCCGGCAAACAAUUGAGUGCGUAACUUGCUUUGGAUUUACUUCUAGCUUGGAUGCAGACAACUUAUUGCUAAGUUUAUUUAUCUAUAUUUUCUUACUACUUGUUUUAAAGUUUGUAAAUAUAAUUUUAUUAGGCAAGAGAAGCCAUAUUCUGUUUCACGUUCAUGACAGACUUAGUCAAGGGAGUUGUAAAUGGUAUCUAAUAUAAGCAAUUAGCUCGUAAGGAUGAUUAAAUAAAAAGGCAUGAAAUGCUUUCACUUGAAGGACUUGUUUAAGAACACAUAACAAGGGGAUCGGGUGGUAACUAUUUAUUUAUUACAAUAUAAUUUGUCGAUGAAUUUUAUUACAUUUACGAGAUUGUUUUACAUUUCUCUGUUUUUGAUAAAAGACUGUCUGCUGAAAGCGCGUUUUGCUUUCGACAAUUAAUAUCAUUAUUGAUGUAAUUUAUUUAUAUUUGAUUGGUAUUGGCAUUUAUAAUAUGAUAAGCUAAUAAUAAAAUAUGUAAUAGCGUAAUUCAAUAUAAUCCAUAAAAAAUAAUAAUGCAUUUAAUCCAAAUACUCGUAGAAUGUACUCGUGACUCGUGUAUGACGUAACAUGUAGCGUCUUUAUCCAAAUUAUCUCUUUAUAAUAGUAAUAGUAUGCGCCAAAUGCGUAAUUUAAUUCCAUGUACCGAUCAAUAUUAUACCAAAUAAAGAUGAAAAAAAUA
Messenger RNA from Spodoptera litura, 3028 nucleotides. RefSeq names its product scabrous (gene sca). NCBI's taxonomy places the organism in Eukaryota, Metazoa, Arthropoda, Insecta, Lepidoptera, Noctuidae. The record is from RefSeq and is a predicted model, not a curated record.